Messenger RNA from Thamnophis elegans (Western terrestrial garter snake), 1932 nucleotides. It is a transcript of the gene CDA, whose product is annotated as cytidine deaminase. The record is from RefSeq and is a predicted model, not a curated record. Bases 736 to 1179 code for a protein of 147 amino acids. The transcript is spliced from 7 exons. Gene Ontology annotation, molecular function: zinc ion binding; cytidine deaminase activity. Gene Ontology annotation, cellular component: cytosol. NCBI's taxonomy places the organism in Eukaryota, Metazoa, Chordata, Lepidosauria, Squamata, Natricidae.
GAAGGCCCCCCCUUCCCUCCCCCAUCAGAAUUCCUCCUGCUGAGGCAGGAGGCGCCUGGGAGGGCCCCCCCUCAUUGUGCAGCCUUUUCCCUCCGUGGUUGUUAGGGGAACCUCUGGAGUCCUUAAGUGGACCUGGCUUCCCACAUGAACGUGGCUUGUCACAAGGCCACAAGUGGCCACCACUCCCAAGCGCCUCCGAGGUUGGCAGCCCCUCCUCCUCCUGUUGCCCGGGGCAUUUGUUGGCAUGAAGCAAGGCGGGAGGGGAAGGAAGUCCCAGCCUCCUUGCUCAGAGGGGACGGCAGGCAGGCGGAGGGUGGACGGGGGGGGGGGGGAACCGCAGCCUCCUCUCAGAAGGGAGCAGCAUCGGAGGCCACGGGGGGCACGGAAGAAGCUCUCGGCCCUGCAGCCAAGGAGAAGCCCCCCUCUCCCCCUCUCCUGGAUCUCAGCCUGGGAAAGCAGUCCUCAGUAAGGUCUGUGCCCGGGCCAUUGGCCGCUGCCGGCUGGGAGAAGAGAACCAUAGCAGAAGGCCGAAACUGUUGGUAGAUGAAAGCAAAGUUGGAGAAGGGGAGCAGGGGAAGAUAGAGGGAAGGAGAGAGUCGUGUCAGGAGCAGUUAAACAGUCACUCGUUCCAGUUCUGGAAUCCCUUGAACAUUAACUAGGAAAGAGGGGACGGGAUCGCCCUUCAGCCUGACUCGGCCUGAGCCCGCGGGAAAGAGAGAGGGGGAGCUCCAGGCCAUGGCGCAGGAGCAGCGGGGCAGCCCCAGGGACGGCCUCCAUCCGGAGGGGCUUCAGCGCCUUUUGGCCGCCUGCCAAGAAGCCAAGAGGUUCGCCUACUGCCCCUACAGCAAGUACCCCGUGGGAGCAGCCCUCCUGACCGCCGAGGGGAAGAUCUUCACAGGUUGCAACGUUGAGAACGCCUCUUUCCCGCUGGGCGUCUGUGCCGAGCGAACGGCCAUCCAGAAGGCCGUGUCCGAAGGCCACACCAAAUUCCAAGCCAUGGCCAUCAGUUGCAACAGCCGAGAGUCCUACGCCCUUCCGUGUGGAGCCUGCAGGCAGGUCCUCCGAGAGUUCGGCCAAGAGUGGGCGAUCUACUUGACCCGGAUGGACGGCACCUACAUCCAGAAGACGCUGGAGGAGCUGCUGCCUUUGUCUUUCGGGCCGGAGCACCUGAGCUGCUAGGUGGGAAGGAGGACGGCAGGGCGGCUGCUCGGCUUCUCCCCACCUCCAAGGGCCCGAGAUCCCCUGAACGCCUGGUGGGCCCCCCCAGCCUCCGGAGCCCACGGAGGCCUAAACCUCCCCUCAAAAGGGAGGCGGCUGCACCCUUUGGAGGCUGGCAUUCCCAGCAGCUGCUCCCUGAGCAACCGGGAUUGUUAGCGUCAGUUCGAAGGUCUCCAGAACUCUUUUAAAAAUAUAUAUAUAUACAUUUUAUUCAUAAAAGUCCCUGCUUGGUUCUAGGCAGUUUUCCCAGAAAGGUCUGCCUGAAUCUCAGGUGGGGGUGGGGGUGGGGGAGCUGCCUUGAGACAAAACCCUUGGCUCUUUUAUUCUGCCCUGCAAGAGGAAGGGAGGGGCUGUACAUUCGUAGCGAGGCAGAAGUUGCCACCUUACCUCUUAGAAAACCACUAGCCAGGAUAUUAGGAACCAGAAUAGCUGGUUUAUAAGAAAAAACCCACAAACCACACGGCUGGCACACUUUGCAAGAUACCCGUGUCAUGGGGUGAAAAACAAUAACAAGCGUAAAGGUUUAGGGAGCUGAAAUCCAAAUAGCCAAUCAAUAUUACCUGUUAGGAACGCUUUAUUAAGGGGAAGGGCAGAGGGUUGAAGGCGACCAUCCCUUGACUAUGAAAACGGCUGUAAGGUUUUAAUCUUGGCCCUGGGCUGCCUUUCCCAACCUGGGUCCCUGGUACCAAAAUAAAAGCAUAAUUCUGCAUCACA